AUGUCUGAACUCUGGACCAAGCCAACGGGGUCCUCGUCGGCCCUCUGGGCCAAGCCCUCCGCCAUACCCGAGUCGCAGUCCCACAACCCCUCAGCCACGCCUCUCUCCGAGGCCCAGACGAGGGUCCGCCACCCCGGAAGGCGAUUUGCGCAAAUCGUGAAGCUGAAGCCCGAGUACUACGACAAGUACAAGGAGGUGCACGCGGCCGUCUGGCCCGAGGUGCUGAGGCAGAUCAAGGCUUGCAACAUCGUCGACUACAGCAUUUUCCAUGACUCCGAUUCAAACAUCCUCUUUGCGACUUUCAAAUACGUCGGAUACGAUUACGCCGGGGAUAUGGAGAGGAUGAGGGAGAACCCCAAGGUGCGGGAGUGGUGGAAGAUGACGGACGAGUUCCAGGAGUCGCUGGUCCCCGGGGCCAAGAGCAGCGAGGACGGCGAGCCGUCGUGGUGGAAGCCCGUUGAGGAGGUCUUUUACCAGGCUUAA
Messenger RNA from Diaporthe citri, 483 nucleotides. RefSeq lists its product as uncharacterized. The coding region runs from base 1 to 483 and encodes 160 amino acids. The record is from RefSeq and is a predicted model, not a curated record. Gene Ontology annotation, molecular function: racemase and epimerase activity, acting on carbohydrates and derivatives. The transcript has 3 exons. NCBI's taxonomy places the organism in Eukaryota, Fungi, Ascomycota, Sordariomycetes, Diaporthales, Diaporthaceae.